AUGGCCCAGUCCCCUCCUCUGCAGGGCCUCCUCGGCCACGACCACUGGAUCUUCCCCCACGGUUGGGGCUGGACCGGCCACUCGGACUCCACGUCCCCGGCCUCCUCCUCGGAUUCGUCGGGCUCGUGCCCCUGCGACCGUGCCCGCGGCCCCUCGCAGCCGGCGCCCCCAGCCCCCAGCGCCUCAGAGGCCGCCUCGACGGCACCCGGACGUGCGCGGACCCGGCCAGCAGGCGGGCAGCGGCAGAGCGCCAGCGAGCGCGAGAAGCUGCGCAUGCGCACGCUCGCCCGCGCCCUGCACGAGCUGCGCCGCUUUCUGCCGCCGUCCGUGGCGCCCGCCGGCCAGAGCCUGACCAAGAUCGAGACACUGCGCCUGGCCAUCCGCUACAUCGGCCACCUGUCGGCCGUGCUGGGCCUCAGCGAGGAGAGCCUGCAGCGCCGGCGCCGGCGGCACAGCGACGCGGUGCUCCCUCGAGGCUGCCCGCUGUGCCCCGACGGCGGCCCCGCGCAGGCGCAGACGCAGACGCGAGGGUGCGGCCCUGGCUCAGCCGCUAGCUCCGCGGUGUCCUGGGGGUCCCCGCCCGUCUAUCCCGGAGCCCUAGCGGCGCCCGAUCGCCUGGGGAGCAGGGUCCCCGAUAUGGGUCCCUGGGUGACACCCCCUUACUGCCCCGGGAUGCAGUCGCCCCUGCAGCUGUCCCAAGGGAGAGCCCCUGAAGCGGCCCGUUGGACGCCGCCCCAAGCCUGUUCCGGAACGCAGACACCCCCAGAGCCCCGGAACCAGGCCACGCCCUGGACCUCGCCCCCCGCGAUGGAGCUGGCUGCAGUGUACCAGGGUAUCUCUAUGUCUCCGGAGUCCUGUGUGUUGCCAGAAACCCCUCCUGUCCUGCCCCGCCCAGCAUGCCAGAGACUCCAGCCUGAGACCCAGUGGGGAUGGUGGAGCCACAGUGCAGAGGUGCUGCCCAGCUCGGAGGACCAAGGACCAGGCCCCGCCUUCCAGCUCAGUGAUGAAAGCCCUCCCCAGAGCUCAGGCGUACAGCUCAGUGGCUGCCCUGAAUUUUGGCAAGAAGACUUGGAGGGGACUCACCUGGGCAUCUUCUACUAA
Messenger RNA from Balaenoptera ricei (Rice's whale), 1101 nucleotides. It is a transcript of the gene MESP2, whose product is annotated as mesoderm posterior bHLH transcription factor 2. The transcript is spliced from 2 exons. Gene Ontology annotation, cellular component: nucleus. Gene Ontology annotation, biological process: heart morphogenesis; mesoderm formation; somite rostral/caudal axis specification. Gene Ontology annotation, molecular function: RNA polymerase II cis-regulatory region sequence-specific DNA binding; DNA-binding transcription factor activity, RNA polymerase II-specific; protein dimerization activity. The record is from RefSeq and is a predicted model, not a curated record. Lineage: Eukaryota; Metazoa; Chordata; Mammalia; Artiodactyla; Balaenopteridae. The coding region runs from base 1 to 1101 and encodes 366 amino acids.